Molecule: messenger RNA, 2163 nt
Organism: Closterium sp. NIES-65
Lineage: Eukaryota; Viridiplantae; Streptophyta; Zygnematophyceae; Desmidiales; Closteriaceae
Source: the annotation of a GenBank genome assembly
AUGGUAGUUCUACAUCCAGACGAUCUACUUGGAUCUGCGGGCUCUCCCUUCCGCACCCGCGUCAUGCACUACGACCCCAAGUCCGGUGUAUCGUCACAGGUUGGGCGCAAAGACGUUGGGUCCGGUCAACUAGUGUCGUACUUCUGGGGGAAGCUGGUGGAAAAUUGGGAGUUUGUGCUUUCGGUGCAGAGUGGGCGACCAUUUCCUGGUCUUGGAAAAGGAACAUACUCGAAGGAGGAAAUACUGGCCUGGCUGAUAACGACAUGCCGCGAUAAUUUCGGGGGCCACGCGGAUGCGCUAGUAGCCGACCUGGUAGAGUUGGACAACGACGCGGAAUCAGACUCUACGUGCGAUCUGGCAUCAGGGGAAGACCAGGAAGAGGAGGAAGCCGCGGAGGCGCAUGCCGACACAGGGGUCCGUGCACCGUCUACGCUGUUGCCCACAUGGAAGCUGAGGAUGCGCCAUACCCAGUCGGGCCCGUCAAAUGUGUCGCUGUUGACCAUGGGGGGUACGUCAGAUCCUGUGCAGAGCAGUGGGGCGGGGACUAAGCACGUCAACGACGCGGAGUGUGGGUUCAUGAAGGGUGCUCUACAAGAGGCCGAAAGGCUAAGGGUGCAGCGGCGCAGACAGGCGGAAGGGAGUUCGCAAGAGGUGCAGUUAGGAGAGCAUGCGGCGGCUCGGAUGAUGGCAGGAAGUAAUGUUGAAAGGGAGAUUGAGCCGCGCAAUCAAGGCGGAGAGUCAUCUGCAAAAAAGUUGAAGAAGCUUCCUGACGACGACCGAAGGGGUGGACCGCCGGAGAUCGCGGCGGUUACGGAUGCGUCGAGAGAGAGGGGUGAGAUGGUCGGUGUCGAUGUUGACGCGCUUCAACGGUCCUUGAAGCCGUUCAUAAAGCAGUACGUAGAAGAAUUGAUCAUGCGGGCGGAGCUGAAGCAGGUGGCGGAUACCACAGAACAUCAACGGCAGUUUGCAAAAACGCUGAAGGAAGAGAUAAUGGCCGCUGUGCACCGAAAGCGAAACACGGGGCGAGAGGUGGAAAUCGGGGGGGCUAGCAUGCUGCAUUCGCCUCCAGCAAAGGCCACAGUUGUUUUGGAGGCGCAGCCUUCAAUUCCAGAUGCCGCCCCUUCCACACCCCUGCAGCAUACUAACAUCCAUGGCAUGAAUCUGGGUGUCACCACUGAUGUCGAGGCGGUAGAUAAGGAAGUUAAAAAAGGUGGUGAAGACGGAGAGCCAGAGACAGGUGUGGGCAAGGGGAAGGUGCGAGAGGGGGCGAAGGUGGUAAAGGGGGGACCAGUGGUGCACACCGGUUUGGAGGGGGCUGCUGAAGGUGUCGGAGAGGACGUGCAGACCGUGGAAAAAGUAGGCGAAUACGACGAGGUGGAAGAGAAAGAACACGGGAGCUCGGACGGCAAGGAGGCAGAGAUGGUGGAGGAGUCUUCUGGAGAAAAGAAGAAUGCAGAUAUGGUCGUUCAACUAGCAGACAUGGAAGCGGAAGAGAAGUGUCUGGCAGCGAAGGAAGAGGAGGAGAGAACUCGGGCUGCGGAGCGUAUGAGGGCACUGGCGUCGGAGAGGGCGCGACUAUCUGCCGCACGACUUCGACUGAUGCAGCAACGGGAACCGGAUGUUCAUGGUGCUGGAAAGCCGGCAAUGGAAACCUCCGGCGAAGACAGGCUUCGUCAAGUGGCGGAACAUUCAGAGGGUACACGGGGGGUGAAAAGGCGGAGGGACGGAGAGGCGGACCAGAGCGAGUCAGAGACAGGAGUAGAUGAAGCGAUCGCUAGUGAUGGGGACGAGAACGGAGCCAACAAGAAAGGGAAGGCUUGUGUUGUAGCAGACGGUCUGGGUAAAGUGUACGGGGAAGAUAAGCCGUACAAAGCAGGCGGGUUUUUCAAGCGGAAGAAGGCAACAGCGGGAGGCAAGUACUGCUCCGAGCAGACAGCUGGAGGGUGCAAGAGAAAUCUGGGAAAUUUUGACAGCGAGCGGAAUAGGAACUUCAGCAUCGACAUCUGCUGGAUGGCAUACACUCCAGAUGCGGACCUGCUUUUUUACGGCAUGGACAAGGAGGAUGUCCAAGCGUGGUCGGCCCAUCUGAACCUUGCCAAGCAACUGCCGACAGGGGUCUGGAGCGUUAUCCACGAGCUGCACAUUUCGCGAAUUGAGAAGUGA